Tachysurus fulvidraco (yellow catfish) is the source of this 766-nucleotide messenger RNA. Its product is annotated as carbonic anhydrase 4-like. Gene Ontology annotation, cellular component: plasma membrane. The transcript has 4 exons. Gene Ontology annotation, molecular function: carbonate dehydratase activity; zinc ion binding. Bases 1 to 336 code for a protein of 111 amino acids. NCBI's taxonomy places the organism in Eukaryota, Metazoa, Chordata, Actinopteri, Siluriformes, Bagridae. The record is from RefSeq and is a predicted model, not a curated record.
AUGAAGGAGUCAGCCACUGAAAACGAGGAGUAUAGAACCUUCAUUGCAGCUCUAACUAAUGUGCAAGAUGCAGAAAGCCAGACAGAUCUUGACAUCUCCUUGAACAAACUGAUCCUGUCUGAGACGAAGCUGAGGGACUACUAUCGUUAUGAAGGCUCUCAAACCAUCCCGGGCUGUUCUGAGACAGCGAUCUGGACCAUGUUUAAGGAGCCUAUUCCACUUAGCACAGCUCAGCUUGCGGCCUUUUUCAACCUGAAGUCUACUAGAGUCGAGCUUGAAGACUCAAAAUUCCUCAAAACAGCCCCAUUGUCAAAACUAGAGAACCAAAAAUAUUGAACACAGAUGAUAUUUUAUGAAAGUUUUUAAAUGUUUUGUUUGUUCUUAUGAGUGCAGGAAAGGAAAAAGUAGUUGAAAGGAAAAAGAUUAUUUGUUCUUUUUUUGUGGGUAUGUUUCUGUUCACAUUGUUCAUAUUUUCAGAAUUGUUUUAUUUUGUUCUUUUGUUGAGGAUGCUUCCUGUUUGUCAAAUAGAUAUUUAUAAAUAGAUAAUUAUUUUUGAAUAUUUAUAAACAUUAUUAAUAAUACCAGAUUAAUAGUCAACUGAACAUACUUUUUAUAAGUACUUUAAUAUCAAUUACAUUUUAUUCCUUAAUAGACUUGUGCAGUUUUUUAGUUGUAUGGAGAUUUAAAAAAAAAUGUAGCAUGGCAUUGUAGAAUCCAGCUUGGUGGCUUUGUUUGCCAAAGGAAAUAAUAAAAAAAGUUUUUUGUA